Xenopus tropicalis (tropical clawed frog) is the source of this 2574-nucleotide messenger RNA. NCBI's taxonomy places the organism in Eukaryota, Metazoa, Chordata, Amphibia, Anura, Pipidae. The record is from RefSeq and is a predicted model, not a curated record.
CUUAGACAAACCCCUUCCUGUCUGUCGCUAUGGCAGAAGAUGAUGUAGGAGAGAUGGCUGCGCAGGGCUUGAGUCGCUCAUUGCCGCUUGUAGUGGUUCUCGGAGCUACGGGGACCGGAAAGUCUAAAUUGGCUGUGCAGCUUGGGCGGACACUUGGUGGGGAAAUAAUCAGCGCAGACUCCAUGCAGGUCUACAAGGGACUGGACAUUAUCACUAAUAAGGUCAGUGCAGAGGAGCAGAAACUGUGUACACACCACAUGAUCAGUUUUGUGGAUCCUUUGGUCGCCAGUUACACAGUUGUAGACUUUCGAAACAAAGCCGUGACUCUGAUUGAAGAUAUUUUCUCAAGAAACAAAAUUCCAAUUGUUGUGGGAGGAACAAAUUACUAUAUUGAGUCUUUGCUUUGGAAAAUUUUAUUGAAUACGGUAACAAGAGAUGGAAUAAAAAGUUCCAUAAACAGCAAUGAAAAUACACAGACAGAAGGUAAUAGGAAAGAAGAACUUGAGAAAUUAGACAGCCACGAACUCCACUUGCGUCUCAAGCAUGUGGACCCAGAGAUGGCAUCAAAGCUUCAUCCAAAUGACAAACGUAAAAUUGCCAGGAGCCUGCAGGUGUAUGAGGAAUCUGGCAUCCCCCACACUGAACAUUUAAGGCGUCAGCAGGAAGAAAAUGGAGGGGGACCUCUUGGUGGAGCCUUGAGGUACCAGAAUCCCUGCAUUUUAUGGCUUCAUGCUAAUCAGGAAGAUUUAAAUUCUCGCCUAAAUGCCAGAGUAGAUGAGAUGCUGAAACUUGGGUUGAUCGAGGAGCUACAGGACUUUCACAAGCAUUACAAUGAGAAGCUCAUAACUCAAUCCAGGCAGGAUUACCAGCAUGGCAUCUUUCAAUCAAUUGGUUUCAAGGAGUUUCAUGAAUACCUAAUAAGUGAGAAAAGUGAUUCAAGUGCAAAGGAGGUCCUGCUUCAGAAAGGUAUUGAGAGUCUGAAGCAAAGAACACAGAAAUAUGCAAAGAAACAAAAUCAAUGGGUUCAGAACAGAUUCCUUAAGCGCCCAGGACCUAAUGUGCCCCGUGUGUACCGCUUAGACGUGACUGAUGUCUCUGCUUGGGACCAGUGUGUUCUGUCACCUGCUCUGCAGAUUGUCAACAGUUUUCUACAGGGAGAAGAUCCAGCGAUAGAGCCUCUGCUUCUUGACUGUGAUGAAACUGUGAAUAAGCGAAGUAGUCGCAUAUGUGAUCUGUGCAGUAGAGUCAUAAUUGGUGAUCGGGAAUGGGCAGCUCACAUCAAGUCUAAAUCUCAUCUUAAUAAUGCAAAAAAGAAGAGGAAAUUAGAAGGUCAGUGUGAUCUUGGAAACACCCAAGUGAAAAAGCGAUUGUGCACCCAGGAUUCAAAGAGUGUGAAAGAAAAUGAAGAUGAAGAAGAAGCAGCAUAAGAGUUGUCAGGUAACUCGUGAAGAGGAUUCAUGUGAUCAGUUUGGGAUUUACUUGGUAAGGGUUAAAAAAGAUGCUGGCUAUGUUAAAAGUAAUGUUGAUUAUUUUGAAUGGAGAAAUACUUGGUAAUAAAGGCUUUCUGGGAUGACGAAAUCACAAGUAAAGAUUGGUUGCACGCUCCCACAGACCUUGGAAGAUCUUGGACUGAGAAAGGAAUCCUUCAAAUAGAAAAAAAGAGGGGGAUCCCCAGUAGCUACUGGGGAGAGCUUUAGAUGUAGAGAACCUGGCAGUGGUGUAACUACAUACAAGUAGAGGGACUUGAGGGAGUGGAGGGCUGGCAUGGGCCCAGGAGGCACAUUCCUAACCCACCCUUGUCCCAUGCCGAGAAGGGAAACACACAGGGAUCGUGGAUCACGACUUAAGGUGGCCAUACACGGGCUGAUCAUAGCUGCCGAUAUUGGUCCCUUAGACCGAUUUGGCAGCUUAUCGGCCCCUGUAGGUGCACAAAUUAUGGGCCUGCCCGACCAACAUCUGGCCUGAAAUCAGCCAGAUAUCGAUUGGGCAGGUUAAAAAGUUUAGUCGGAUCGGGGACCGCAUUGGCUCGUUGAUGCGGCCCCCGAACUGAUUGCGCCAAUUACCGGCGUUCUAAUUCGAACCGAAUUAGCCUGAAUUCACCCGAUAUCGCCCACCCGUAGGUGGGGAUAUUGGGAGAAGAUCCGCUUGCUUGGCAACCUCGCCAGGCCAGCUGAUCUUAACUUGUAUGGCCACCUUUUGUCCUGGACCACCCCCCAAGCACAUUAAGGGUGGUUAGGGCAAGGAAAGACAAAUGAUUUUUGCUGUUGUCCUGGAAUGGUGAUGUGAAUUCCCUGAUUCUGGUUGCAUUGCAAUUUCAGUAUCUGUGAAAAACAGGCCAUCCUCUAAAUUUGGUGGGACCUGAAGAUUUUGUUGUGGGGGAAUCUUUUUGCACAUGGAACAUCUGUGUGGUUGUGUCCCAGUCAACUAUAGGUUUGCCGGCAAAGAAAAAACACUUAAAUAAAAUAUACUCAGAGAAAGGAAUAUGCAUAGUAUUUUUUCAGGAGAGACAAAUUUAUUUUUAUAUGUGUUAUAUUUAUUUCAGAUUUUAAUAAAUUCUGUGCUUUUACUUAGCUG